CAGUCCUCGCCGCUCGGAGCGCGGGACCUCAGCGGCGCGAUGGUGGUCCUCCUCGGGCGCAACCUGCCUUCGCUGCUGGCGCUCUUCAAGAAGCGGGGUGCUGCCAAGGCGGAGCACGAGAAGCGGCUGAGCGUCCAGUGCAAGGCUGGGGAGGAGCAGCCCGACAAUGUCUUCUUCCCCAGCAGCCGCCCGCCACACCUGGAGGAGCUGCACAUCCAGGCCCAGGCGGGGCUCAGGUCUUUGCAGAGCCAAGAGAAGCAGAAGCAGGCCAAGCGGGGCUGGGACCGCAGCGACGCCGGCAGCGUCCAGUCUUCCUGCUCAUCCACGGACGGCGAUGACCUCUCGAUCCAAAGCCAGGCCCCAUCAUGCACAACAGAGAUGACCUCCGACGAUGCCCUCUCUAUCCGCUCAGAGAUGAUACAGCGGAAAGGCUCCACAUUUCGGCCUCAUGAUUCAUUCCCCAAAUCCUCUGGAAAGGGAGAGAAGAGGAGGAGGGAGCGGAGGACGACUGUUCUGGGCCUCCCGCAACAUGUGCAGAAGGAGCUCGGCCUGAGCAACGGGUACGACGCGAAGAAGCGGCCAGGCAGCAUCGCUGCGCAAGCCAGUCCUGCCUCCCAGCCCCUGAGGAACGGAGGAGGGCUGCCCAGCAACACCCUCCGCAUCCCCACCUUUGACGGGAAGCCGCAGCCGGCCGUGGUCCCUGAGGGCGGCGCCCGCGUCUCGCUCCAGGCCCUGGAGGCCAAGGCGGCCGACAUGUCCCUGCAGCGCCACAUCGACCGCGUCUACUACGACGACUCGCUGGUGGGGCGCAAGACGGCCACCAAGCUGUCCCCUCUGGCCAGGCCCAAGUCCCUGGCCGUCCCGUGGAUGACCACCCGGCCCGCCUCCCCCGAGCGGCUGAGCCCGCCGGUCCUGUCCAUCUCCCCACAGGGCACCUACCUGUCCAAGAUCAUCCCCAACGCGGUCCUGCCUCCCAUGGUGGACGUCAUCGCACUCUCCUGCAACAAGGUGCGCACGCUCAGCCGCUGCAGCCUGGCCACGGCGAGCCCGGCCCCCUCGGCCCGCUCGGUGGGGCGCUUCCCUGCAGCCCCCCGCAGCCAGGAGCACUCCUCCUCCAGUGACAGCUGGAGCCACUCGCAGUCGACAGAGACUAUCGUCUCCAACACCUCCACCAUCUCGUCGCACGGGGGCACCAGCGGGAGCAGGCGGGGGGAGGGGGGGCCUGGCGACCCAGCCCGAGCCGUGGCCCGGCCAGAGCCCGACCGGCUCAGCACCUACAGCUCUGCCAGCGGCACCAGCACUGGCCGCACCCAGGCCAGCGUGGCCCCCGCCUCCCCCAGCCUCCUGAUGGUGCGGCCAGCGGGGAGCAGCGGCCGGGCCUCCCCGGCCUACAGCACCGGCAGCGCGGCGGACGGCUCAGACAGCGUGAGCGUCCGCAGCGACCGCUCCUCGACCCGAAGCGUUUCCCUCCGGAAGCUGAAGAAAGCCCCUGUGCCCCCACGGAGGACGUACUCCUUGCACCAGAAGGCCCAGCGGCUGGAGACGGAGGGAGCCCCGAAGGCGAUGGGCCUGCCUCCCAAGGCGGAGCGCAGGCCCCCGCGGGAGAGCGGCGAGGCCUGGGCCACGGCUCACCGGGGGGGCCCCCGCCUAGCAGCUGAGGACGAGGUCUUCUCCCCGCCCUCGCCCAGCGAGACCGGCAGCCUGGCCUGCUCCCCGGACUUCUCCCGCAGGGGCCCGGUCACUGCAGACGCGCUGCACGAGGUGGAUGGGCUGCGGGCCAGCGAGGCUCCGGAGCUCCCCUCCAAGCACAGCUCCCCCGGCCGCACGAUGUCCCCCUCCAGCGGGUAUUCGAGCCAGAGCGGCACGCCCACCCUCUGCCCCAGGGGCCUGGCUGGGCAGGCCUCCUCGCCUGGGAAGAAGCGGCUGCAGCCCAAGAGACCCGAGCGGGUCUGCUCCCUCCAGUCCCCAGGGCUCUCUGUCUCCUCCUCCCUGACGUCCCUGUCCUCGUCCGCCUCGGAUCCGGCCCCAGCUGAGGCGCCUGCCCUGCCUCCCGCCGGCGCCCUCCCCGCUGCUGCCCCUGCGGACAGGCUCGUGCCUCCUCCGCACCCCAAGGUCCCGGCCCCUGUCGCUCUGCCCCCCACCAGCGCCCCUGCCGCGCUCAUCCCCCCGCCGCCCGAGCCCAGAACGAGCCCUGCCGCGCCUGCCUCCUUGCCCGCCCCUGAACGGGCCGGUGCCCUCAUGAGGCCCAGCAACGGCUCACCCCCUCCGUCGCCCCCUCCAGCUUACCACCCACCCCCACCCCCAGCAAAGAUGGUUGGUGGGAGUCCCGAGGUCGCCGCUGCAGCCCCCUCGGCAGCUGAGCUGGAUGCUUCUCUGGAUGUGCUGUGGCCCCCGCCGCCCCCACCUGUUCCGGACGAGCAUGACCUCUCCAUGGCCGACUUUCCUCCCCCGGACGAGGCCUACUUCUCGCUGGCCCCGCCGGGGGUGCAGUCGGCGGCUGUGGAAACACCCUCUGUGGAAGCCGCAGGGGCCGCCCUAGCCGGGGAGCAGCUGGCCAGCCGGGGAGCAGCGCCCCCCGCAGGGAGUGCCACACCCGUCGCCUCGUCUGCCUUCUCUGCGACGGUGCCCUCGAAGACUGAGCGGCAGGGAGCCCCGGACGCCCCGCCACUGCCAGCUCCAGAGGCUGAGCCACCUGCCCCCCCCAAGCUCCCUGUGGCAGGAGACCCCUCCAGCUCACAGCCGAGCCCCAGGAAGCCUGCGACACCUGUGCCGGCAGCCCCCCCACCCUGCAGCGCCCAGGCCCAGCCAAGCCUCAAGAAGCCCGCCGGGGACCCUCACCCUGACCUCAGAAAGGAGCCGGCCACUCGCAGCAAGAGUGGCUGCGUGCCAAAGGAGGACGCCAGCCUGCCCAUUGUCACGCCUUCCCUGCUGCAGAUGGUGCGGCUGCGCUCGGUCAGCGUGGAUGCCCACGGGCCCGUGGCGAGUGCCGGCGCAGCCACGUCUCCAGCAGAGCAGAACGGGCCCGGCUCGGGCGGCGGAGGCAGGCCGGGGCAGCUGGCUCCCCAGAAGCCAGUCCGCAAGUCGCUCUCCUUGCGGGUGCCCCCGUCUGCAUCGAAAGAGGCCACCUCCACGAACGCCCUGUGUGAGGCCGUGCGCCUAAAGGCCUCCGCCUUGUCUUCCCGGGAAGCGCCCAGCCUCGGAAUGGCUGAGAGGAGGGCCAGCCACCAGCCUGCCCUCUCCACAGUGGCAGCCCCUCCUGCCGGCGAGCCCAGGGACGGCCAGGUGUCUCCCCUGCACAAAUCCCCAGCUUCUACAGCCAGCUUCAUCUUCGCAAAGAGCUCGAAGAAGCUGGUCAUCGAGACCGCGUCCUCUCCGGAAGCCCAGGCCAGCCUGAAGAAGAACCUGGUUGCUGAAUUGAUGACCGUCUCCAGCCAGCACUCGCUGGCUGCCUCGGGGCAGGCCCAGAAGCCCCAGAAGGUCCCCCCUCCCAUAGCCAAGAAGCCUUCCCUUGGACCAAGCCACCCGCAGUUGCCCUGGAGCCCAGGACCACCCGGAGCCGAGCAGCGGGGCUCCCUCCUGCCUGCGUUUGGGGCGAGGACUAGGAAGGAGGGGCCUGGCAACCAGGCUUCUGGCGGGAGGGCGAACAGUGACAGCCUCCCAGCAGGGCCGGAAAUACCUCUGCAGAGCCCCCCAGCACCAGACUUACGGGAGGAGAUAGCAUGAAGGAAGACCCUGCGGUACAGUUGCCCCAGACACAGGAAUUUUAAAACAAAUAUCUCAGGGACCUGCGCAGGCCAGAGGAUGAUCCUGGACGUGGUGAGAAGAGAAACCGCCUUAGCCUCUGAUGGCCUUGAUAUUUAUGCAAAAAUUGUGUCGGCUUCACUUUUUUUGACAAUACAGCUUUAUUUUACAUCUGAAGACAAAGUAGCACAACACCCUUCUCUGCUGCCGCCUCCCCCUUUCCCUUCCUCGAGGGGUGCCGUCUUGAGCAGCCUUUCCUGGCUGGCUUGCAGGUGGUUUGUGUUUCCCGUUGGAGAUUUCGUGCGGGAGGAAAGGCUUGGAGAGAGCGCGUGAGAGAGGAGACUGCGGCGUCUCUCGCUGGCUUGCCCGACGGCACCUACUGGAGAGCGAGACAAAGCUGAAUCUGCUUGGCGUGCUCUUCAGAGGAUGCCCCCCUCGUCGCAGUUGUGUUGUCUGCUGGUUGUAAGUGGGAACCGAGUAGCGUGUGCAUGCCCGGCCUGGUGCAAAGUCGAAGCGGACGCCGGAGCCGGAGCCGGCUGGAACAGCCACCGGACAGCCGCAGCUGCCCUUCCCCAGUGGCACAGGAGCCUGGCUCGUCCCUGCUUCCACCUUGGACUGCUACAAAGGUGCUGCGGGGGCCACAGCACAGGCAGGCUCCUCCAGGGGGUUCUCUGGGGUUCAGGCAGAGCGAGGAGGACUCCUAUGGCGCACACUGGGGCAGCACCCGGCACGGUUGCACGUUGCAAGGAUUGGGGCACAGCACGGGAGGGAGGUGGCGCACCGCGUGGAGAGCCCCAGAGCUGCGCCAGUCUCCUCUGUCUCUGUGCCCGGGAGUGUCCUCCUGAGGUUUUGGGUGUCCUUGGUCAGCCGGGGGGUGGUGCGGCAAAGAUGGCUCGCAGGGGGCUCUUUCCGAAGAGAACAGGGCUGCCCAACCCAGGAGGAGCUGGUGCCGAGCGCUGUAGGAAGUGCUGCUCUCCAGGCGGUGGGCUUGGCUUCUCACUGCCAAAAUUGGGCCGGUCCAUCAUGCACCAGAACAUUCCAGUCCCAGAGAUGUUGCCUUGAGUCUGACAGACUCCGUAACUUAGUGAGCUCUUCUAAUUGCAAUCCACAAGCAUUCUGUGUUGAGGCCAAUGUUAAGUCUCACUUAAUUCACAUAAUAAAUCUACUGUUAAGUCUGCCUAACAUUGGCAGCCCACCCCCUCCGCUCCCUCCCAGGCCCCCACCCGGUGGAUGCCGUGUGAUUUUGGUAGUGGGAGUUGCAUUUUCUGCGGUGGCUCCCUGGCCGCUUCUGGGAAGGGUUAAGAGGGCAGCGAAGGGAGGGAGAACAGUAGAGGACUGCUGGAAGAACUUGGUGGCCCAUCCCAGCUCUUCGGGGAGCCGAGAGGGAUCUCUGCCUGGAAGCCAGGCGGACAGCAUGGCCCAUGUGCCACGCAGACCAAAGGAGGCUGGAGGCAAAUGGCUGCAAACGCAGCAGCAGCACCGCUGCUUUGGGGUGUGUGUAUUAAUUUCCUUGCCCUGACACUGCUACGCAGACAGUGCUGAAAUGCUGAAUUUGGGGGUGCAGGGGUGCUCAGCAGGAAGGCCCCAUAAUUCGUCCCCAGGGAGAGUACAAGACUGGGCCGCUGCUGUUCAAGCCUUUUCUUCAGAUCAAGCCAUCCUGAAAUACCGGGAAAUGCUUUUCCUCCCACUCGUACCUGCAGCUCAACCCGAGGGAAUAGAAAGUCUUGCAGGGCCAAAUUACACGGGUGCCCUGGCCACUAAAGCAAGCGUCGGAGCUGCCUCUCUCCCGGCUCUGCGAAGCCUGGAGCAGCAGACGGGAAGGCCGAGGGUGGUGCCAUUCUCACUGCGAGGCCCUGCCCAGGAAAGCCCCCGUGUCGCGGAGGGCGUGCCAGGCGGUGCCACCGCAUGCCAGGGGGCCACCCUGUGGUCCAGGUUGGAAUGCUCCUCCGUAGCUGCGUGUUUGGAGAACCGGGCUCUGCCUGUGCGCAGUCCUCGGCAGUGCUCGUCAGCCAUUCCCGGCCCCCACACAGAGGAAUGGCUGCUGGGGCAGCCAGCCGUUCCUGCAGGGGGAGGUGGAAAACCCUCAGCAAGCAGAGGAGCAGCCCUGGCUCUCAGGUGGACUGUCCCGGCGUCUCUGGGAAGGCCGGAGGACCGCCACCAGGCAGCCUCCGGGCAGUCCCGUGUGGCAGGCAGCGUGUUCUGGGUGUGCUAACACGUGAGCCUUUUUGCUGUGGCCUGCUUGUGUUGGUACCUGGGAUGCCAGAAGUAGUGCUCGGCAUUUGCUCUCACCGGCCCAGUAUGGCCACCUGCACCCUGUGAUGGUGACUAGGAAGAGGUGGGCCUGCCAGGGUGACCCCUGAGUUGCUGCCAGGCUGGACUGUCCAGCCACCCCUCCUCCGCUUCUGGUACCGCUCCACUGACCGUGUGUGCCUGGUGUUGCAAAGCCCCACAGCGGCCCUUUCCCAGCUGCAGCCGCUGUCCAGCCCAGCCUCUCCUCUUGCCACUCAAGCGGGGUGCGUGUGCGCACACGCAGUGGCUUCAUUUGCCCCAGAGAGGUGUGGGGAGGCCCAAGGUGGCGAGCCUGCAAGGGGAAGCUCUCCCCACUCCUCACCGGCUGAGAGCAAACAGCACUUUGAAGGGAGGGAAAGGGAACGGGGGACAACAUGGUUUGGGCGCAGCAUUUAAAAAUGAGACCAAACAUCUCCCAUUCCCCCACCACCUUUGUUUCCUGCUCUCUAGAAAUGUUAGAUGACAGAUUUAUAUACUUUAAAGUCCUGGGGUCAUUUGAUUUGAUUUCCAUGAUUGUGAAACAGGAAGAGAAAGAAGAAAUCUGCCUUUGAAAAAGGGAGUAAAAAUGAUGCUGAACUCCAUUUUUAAAGAAAGUGUCUUUGGAAAGUUGAAUGAUUAAAGCUUGCUUGCUGACUCUUUUA
Molecule: messenger RNA, 6671 nt
Organism: Varanus komodoensis (Komodo dragon)
Lineage: Eukaryota; Metazoa; Chordata; Lepidosauria; Squamata; Varanidae
Gene: NHSL3
Product: KIAA1522 ortholog
Exons: 7
Coding region: 40-3723 (1227 amino acids)
Biological process (GO): cell differentiation
Source: RefSeq, a predicted model, not a curated record